UUUCAGGUGUAAAAUAUGAUCGCCGUCCGCGCCCUUGCGGUCAUGCGUUCUCCAAGCGCUUGCAUCCACCCCGUGAUACUUACCACAACGAGGAGGGGAUUGGCGGGGAUUGUAUUUGAAGAGCGACCGCGCGAUUUCACCCCUCAAACGAGAGGGAGAAGCCACGGCUUCAACCGUGCGCGACUGUCCUUUGGCGUACGAACGCGUAUCCCGUUUCGACAUUUGAUCGAGAACGUAACUUCUUCUGAGGUGGUGCCGCUUCAGGGGUGCGUCUUGAGGAGUCCGCAGGUCCUAUAAACCGCUCGAAAAGAAGAUCGCGAUAUGAAGAUUACUAAAUAUCUUUGCUGCACUCUGGCUUGGAUGUGCCUGUUGAAGGUGGCAAAUACUGAGAUUUCAAGAGACAAGAAUUCACUUUUACAGUUCGAACGGCAGCUUCUAAAUGCCUUAAAAACGGACAAAACAAUCAAGUCGAAGAGACCAUUUUGCAAUGCUUUCACGGGAUGCGGCAGAUUUAUUGCGGAAGAGAGAAGAAUGAAAAAGAGAGGACCUUUCACUCUGCGGAACUUGCAGGAUCUUGAAGUGACGAGCGACAACGUUCAGCUUCCGGUUUCUCUGUACAGGGCACUGUUGAAUGCGGCCAAGCAAAACGUUUGGAAAGCGAUGAAUCGCGAGGAGUUUGAUUAUCGGUUACAACAAACGCCGUGGAUUUAUCUCUCGGGUCAAACGCCUCUACGCGACACUACGGAAAGUUAAUUUUGAUGGACGUAGCGUGAUGCAUGGGCACCGCCAGAAUUUGUAACAGAUGGAGUUAUCUUUAAAUGCGUAUUGCGUGUCGACAAUUGUUUAUCUACAAUUCUAAUUGAAUGUUACUUAUCUAUAAUUCUAAUUAAAUAUUGUAUGAGAAUUGUGUUAAUGAGAUUACACCGUUUUAAUUGAAGCUUGUUUCGCAGUCGUAUUUCCUCGCGUCCACUUUGCGGUGCCCAUGUCUUGAUUAUUUUCGUUUUUUCCGUCCCGGAAAGUAAUUGAAAAAUAUCUAAAUUGAAAUGAGAAUAUUGUACAAUUAUAUGUUAUUUUAUUUUAGGUAAUAACUUCCGAGAAUUUUAUCGCUACGAAUGUAUUAUUCACGAAAGAAGCAUAUAAAAAAAAAUGUAAUCAGUAUAAUAUUGGUGUUAGCUAGAAUUAGAUUAGAAAUAUUCAUUUAUUUGCAGGAGCACUUUGACGAUUAUGCAUUUAUUUGUACAUACCUUAUCCUCCCGACAUUUCAAUUAAUUUGCCGACAGUACAUUUUUAAAUUUACAUAUUUUUUGAAUGGCUGUUAAAUUGGAUCUGAAUAUUGUAUUCAAUAAAUUCUAUAAAAUCUG
Molecule: messenger RNA, 1361 nt
Organism: Vollenhovia emeryi
Lineage: Eukaryota; Metazoa; Arthropoda; Insecta; Hymenoptera; Formicidae
Exons: 4
Coding region: 322-753 (143 amino acids)
Source: RefSeq, a predicted model, not a curated record